AUUUCACCGAUAAUUAGCGCUAAAUGUUUGCCCGCAUUGGCGGCCAAUGAUAGCGCUCGCGAACCGCCGGUUAGUGGCCGCCAAUGAGUGGCUACUCGGGCGGCACAGACGCCACUCGAUCGCCGUUUGCCGUCAAACGCACCGCAAGUCCUCCGCCGACGACUCGGAAACCCACGUGACGUUCAGCAAUGGCCGGACAAUGCGUAUAUCGACGGGUCGAUUGGCACGUAUGGCCGACGGGUCGGCAGUGGUGGGCGCGGGCGACACCUCCGUAAUGGUGACGGCCGUACACCGGCCCACCCCUAAGAGCGCCUACAGUUCGUUCGUACCGUUAACUGUGGACUACCGGCACAAGUACUCCGCGGCCGGUCGUAUACCCGUGAACCGCAUGCGCCGGGAGGUGGGGGCGCCCACUGAGCGCGAGAUUCUCACCGCCCGUAUCAUCGAUAGGUCGGUGCGACCGGUGUUCCCGAAGGGCUAUAACUUCGAGACACAACUGGUGUGUAAUCUACUGGCGGUCGAUGGGGUCAACGAUCCGGAUGUGUUGGCAGUGAACUCGGCGUCGGCGGCGCUCACCCUAUCGCCCAUACCCUGGGAGGGCCCGGUAGGCGCUGUUCGGGUGGCCCUCACACGUGAUAAUCACGUGAUUACGUGUCCGACGAGACGGGAGAUGUCGGAGGCGGCGCUCAAUUGUGUGGUCACGUGUACGGCCGGGGGACAGGUGCUGAUGUUGGAGGCCUUCGCCAAUGAGCCGGUGCUCGAGCCCGGGCUGCUUAAGACGAUUGGACGGGCGGUUAGGGAGUGCCGGGCGGUGACAGACGUGAUCGCGAGGUUACGAGAAACCGAUGGAAAGCCUAAGAGGGAUAUCACGGAUACCGUGAGUGCGGUGACGGAUGAGCACUUCCAGGCUGUCAAACAAUUAAUAUACCCGGGAAUCCGACACGUAUUCCAGGACUACAGUCACGACAAGUUCUCCAGGGAUGCCGCCAUACAAGCGGUCAUAGCCUCGGCCAUGGAUCAGCUCCGGGAGCAGUUCGGUGCCGACUGCGAACCCAUACUCUCGGACGCCAUUCACUCAUGCAUUAAACACGUAUACGCGGAACUGGUGGUCGACUCCUCCAUACCCACCAAACGGUGCGACGGGAGGCUCACCUCAGAGCUGCGACCCAUCACCUGUCAGACCGACCUAUUCAAGCCCCUACACGGCUCGGCCCUAUUCCAGAGGGGCCAGACGCAGGUGCUCUGCUCCCUGACCCUGGACUCGGCGGACAGCGCCUACCGUUCCGAUCCAUUCUCAGCGCUAACCGGUGGGCUCCUGGAGAAGAACUUUAUGCUACACUACGAGUUCCCGCAGUACGCCACGAACAGCACCGGGAGCUCGAGUGUGGGGCGCCGGGAG
Messenger RNA from Oppiella nova, 1399 nucleotides. The record is from the annotation of a GenBank genome assembly. NCBI's taxonomy places the organism in Eukaryota, Metazoa, Arthropoda, Arachnida, Sarcoptiformes, Oppiidae.